AAGAUAAGAUAGAUAGAUAUGCUAGAUUUAAAAAAAGAAGUUCCUGAAAAGUUAAUUUCUUUAAACAAAGAAAUCUAGCUAGCACAAAAUUUUGAUUCUUCUACUAAUCAAAUAAAUUUUUAGUAAAAAAAAGAGCUUAUUAACGGAAAUUCAUUUAUCUUGGAUGCUUAAAAAAAAAGAAAUAACAUUUUUUUUACAAAUCUUAAUGGUUUAUUUACCCUUGUUAAGAACCUAUAAAACCAAGGGAAAUAAAUAUAGAAUAAUGACAUUAAAAGCUUUGUGUCUGAUUCCUGUCAAAUGGUAAAGACUAUAGAAAAAAUUGAGCAAUACAAAAGAUUAAAUCCUUAACAAUUUAGCAAUCCAAAUAAAUUAAAUUUAUUUCGCAUUCAUUUUUAUAUAACUCGCAAGUAAUUUUUGCUUGGAUUAUUUUUCUUUACUUUACAAAGUAUACUGGAAUGCUGCUGCACUUACUUUUUAGAUUUAAUUACCGAAACAUUAAAGACAUACUCAGGUAAUUAUGAAGAUAAAAAAGAUCUAUUCCUACUAUUAAUCGCAAUUACACUCUUUUAUUUAGCCAAAAAUAUUUGUUACACUCGCUAUUUCUGGUAUGAAGCAGAAUGGAAGGCAAAGUCAUUAACAACUUUACAAUAUAUAGUGUUCAAUAAAUCUCUAAGAAUUAAAAACACCUCCGAAGGAACAAGUAUCGAUUUAGAUGAAAAUAAAAGCGAAAACUCAGAUGAAAUUCCUGAUAUUAACAAUGUCAUGACUACAGAUAUUGAGGGAGUAUAAGAAGCCUAUAGAGAAAUCAUUGGAUUAAUUGUAAAUAUUAUCACAGUAAUUAUAGUUCUGAUUAUGAUCUAUCUUAAAAUUGGCAGUCAUUUAAUUAAUGGUUUAUAUGUGCUUCUCGUUUUUCUCAUGCUUUGUGUUGCUUCAGUUCAUUUCCUAUUCAUAUUUGAUAUAAAGGUUAAUUCUGCAAAGGAUUCUAGAGUUUCAUUAAGCAAAGACAUAAUUGAAGGAAUAAAAAACAUUAAAUACUUGGGUUGGGAAAACAUAUUCAAAUAGAAGAUUGAAAAAAUUCGUGGUAACGAAGUUAAAUUCACAAAAUUGGUAAAGGUUUUUGAUAUAUUUUAAAACACUGUUUUUAAUAUGUUGAGCUACUUUAUGAUUUUUACAUUACUAGUGAGUUUUGUAAAUGAUGGAAAUCAACUUGUAGACUCUAACAUUUUCACACUGAUUGCUCUCUAUAAUGUAAUUUACCUUCCUUUGAUAUUCCUACCUUGGAACGUUUCAUCAUUGACGGAAAUUUAUGUGCAAUACAAAAGAAUUAUAAAUUUCCUUAACCAAUAAGAAAUUGAUUUUGAUAAUGUUGUCAAUUUAGAAGAGUUGAACACAGCUGGAAGUAAAAGAAAAAAUUCCUAUUAAAUCAACGCAAAUUUUGAAUAAAAUUAAUCUUAAUUGGAUUCGCUAGCUUUACAAAUUAAAAAUGCAUAUUUUUCUUGGCCACAAAGGAAAUAAUGUAAUUAAUAGGAAAUUUAACAGAAUUAAAUUGCUAAAAUGAAUAGCGAGAAUACUAAUUUGAUUGAAAUAUAGUCUUAAUCUGAAAUAAAUAGUAAUGAGAAUAAAAAUGCAUUCUAAUUAAAAAUCUAAGAUUUUACUAUCUAAAAAGGAGAUUUAGCAAUAAUCAUUGGCAAAAUCGGUUCAGGAAAAUCUGCUUUAUUGCAGGCGAUCUUAAAUGAAUUAGAAGGAAAGUUUGGCUAAAGUCAAUUCGAAUAAAACUCUAUGUAAUAACAAAACUAAUUUAGUCAUUUUGAAAACAAAAUUUUAGUAAAUGGGAAAGUUGGAUAUGUUUCUCAAAAUCAUUGGCUCUAAAAUAAAUCGAUUAAAGAAAAUAUCUUGUUUGGAAGAGAGUUUGAUGCUUCGUGGUAUUAAUAGUGCAUUGAAUCAUGUGAUUUAUAAGUAGAUUUCAGUUAAUUUUCAAAGAAAGAUGAUAAGCUGGUUGGAUCUGGAGGAGGUAAUUUAAGUGGAGGAUAAAGGCAAAGAGUAGCUAUUUGUAGAGCAAUUUAUUAAAAUUGCGAUAUUUAUUUAUUUGAUGAUAUUUUCAGUAGUCUAGAUGCUCAUGUUGCAGAUCAUAUAUAUCAAUCUGUUAUUCUUGGCAUGCUUAUCAAAAAGUUAUAAAAAACUGUGAUACUUGUUACCAGUCAUUUUAGCAUUUUCUCUCAAAGAUAAAAUAUUAGCAAAAUCUACUACCUAAGAGAAGGCUAGCUCAUUAGUGAUUAUAAUGAGAUCGAGUAAUUCAUAUAGAAUGGAAUCACAUAAGAACAAAGUGAUGAAAAAUCUCAUAAUCAUAAUUAAAAACAAAAACAGCAUAAUUCUUUUAUUGAAUCAAAGAAAACUUUGUAAGCAAAUAUUUACGACGAAUAAAUACCAGAAAAAAUGAAAAUUUAAAAAGAAUUAAAGACCAUAAAUUAAUACUUGAAUGAAACAGAAAAUGUUUAUUCAGAAGAGAAUUUAAAUAACUAGCAAAUACAAGAAGAGUAGAAAGAAGAAAAUUCUGAUAAAAGCGAGAAAGAAGAGGAAGGAGAACUAGAAGAAGAAGAUGGUGAAGAGGAAAGAGAAAAAGGUAAUAUAAAAUUAUCUACUUUUAAGGUUUACUUUAUGUCUAUAGGCAUAGUUCUAUUAGUUUCAUUACUAAUUUGUAAUUUGCUUGCUCCUGCUUCAUAAAUGCUGAUAGAUUAUUGGCUAAAAGACUAUAUAUCUCCCUCAUAAUAAUGGUUUUUUGUUUAGUUUAAUGAGAUCUUUUAGACUUUUACUCUUAGUUUCAUAUUCCUUAUUGUUUUACAAACAGUAAUAAGUAUAGUUAGAGGAAUACUAAUAUAUAAAACUUAUUUGAUUAGUAGUACUACAAUUUUCAAAUAGCUUAACUAAAGCAUCAUAUUUAGUCGCAUGAGCUUCUUUGAUAAAAACCCUAUUGGAGGUAUUGUUAACAGACUUUCUGAUGAUGUUUAGACUGUUGAUAAUUAUUUACCUUGGAGUUUAGAUUUACUUCUUGGUUAAGCAGCUCCAGCCUUCUUAUAUACCUUAGCCAUUUUAGCUGAAUUUCCUUGGUUAGCGAUGUUCAUUCUGAUUUAAUUUAUUUUGAUUUCUUUUGUUUAGAAAGACUUCAGACUUUUAAGUAGAGAAGUUAAAAGAUUAAAUUCAGUAAAUUCUGGUAGAGUCCUCACUAUUUUAGACGAAUCAUCCAAGGGGUUGGUUAUAAUAAGGAGCUUUAAGAAAUAAAAACACAUAGUAAGUGAAUAUCUGAGUAAAUUAAGUGACUUUGUUAACACUGACUUAAUCACCCAAGCAGUUUAAAUUUGGCUUUCUUUAAGGUUGAUUUUUAUUAGCAAUUUAAUUUUUAUUUGCGUUUCUGUUACAACUAUUGUGCUAAUAUUUGGCAAUUUUGACUUUGAGUAUACUACCAUUGCUAUGUGUAUUACUUAUUCUAUGAUUUUUUCAUCCAGAUUUUCAGAGGUUGUACGUUUCUUGAAUUACUUUGAAAUGAACAUAGUAUCUAUUGAGCGCAUUUAGUAAUAUUUUAACAACUAAUAAGAGGAUCUAGAUUCUAAUCAAAUAAAUCUUGAAUCAGAUGUUGAUUUACCUAAUUUGAGCAAGUUAAAUUAGGAAAAUAUAGCCAUUUCAUUUGAAAAUGUUUAUUUAACAUACGAUGAAAUUGAUGAAAAAGCUAAUUAAUCUAAAGAAUAAAAUUAAAUAAAGUAUGCUCUUGAAAAUAUUUGUCUUAAAAUUAAAAAAGGUGAAAAAAUAGCAUUCUGUGGUAGAACUGGGUCUGGUAAAACCUCUAUUUUAAAUGCAAUAUUUAGAAUGUAUCCAAUUAAAUAAGGAAGAAUUUAUUUGAAUGGAAAGGAUAUACAAAGCUAAUCUCUGAGAUAAAUCAGAACUUAAAUGUCGAUAAUUCCUCAGUUUGGUUUUGUUUAUAAUGCUUCUUUGAUUGACAAUAUUGACCCUGAGCGUAAAAUAGCAAGAGAAGAAAUCUAGAAAAAGGUAAAUGAGACAAAUCUAAGAAUAACGAAAAAUCGUUAUAACUAAGAAAGCUAAUUAAAAGAUAAUAAAGAUAAAUUUAAUAAUGAAAAUGAGCAUUUAAUAUCUCAAUAAGAUGAAAAAUAAUAAGAUUUAUUAAUUGAAGAUGAGAAUUUAGAUUUUGAAAUUGAAGAUGGAGGCUAAAAUUUAUCUAAUGGAGAAAAAUAAGUUAUAAAUUUUUUGAGAGUUAUAAUGAGAGAUACUGAAAUUAUUUGUUUGGAUGAAGCAACUUCUAAUAUGGAUCCUGAAACAGAUUUAGAGCUACAUAAAUAGAUAUUUAAGUAUGCAGAGAAAAAAACAUUAUUAGUAAUCACUCAUAGAUUAGAAAACAUUGAGUUAUUUGAUAGAGUAGUAGUUCUAGAAAAAGGAAGGAUAGUAGAAUGUGGCCAUGUUUAAGAGUUGAGAUAAAUAUAAGGUGGUUUUUUCAAUAAAUUAAUUAAAAAUAAUUGAAAUAUUGCAUAAAUUAUUUUAUUUACUGUAAUUUACUUUAUUAUAUUUUUUAGUAACAAAAUUUUAUUCAUAAUUUUCAAUCUCAAA
This is a messenger RNA of Tetrahymena thermophila SB210, 4611 nucleotides long. RefSeq names its product ABC transporter C family protein. Gene Ontology annotation, molecular function: ABC-type transporter activity; ATP hydrolysis activity; ATP binding. Gene Ontology annotation, biological process: transmembrane transport. The record is from RefSeq and is a predicted model, not a curated record. Gene Ontology annotation, cellular component: membrane. The transcript is spliced from 6 exons. NCBI's taxonomy places the organism in Eukaryota, Ciliophora, Oligohymenophorea, Hymenostomatida, Tetrahymenidae.